This is a messenger RNA of Caenorhabditis elegans, 1060 nucleotides long. It is a transcript of the gene lsl-1, whose product is annotated as C2H2-type domain-containing protein. The record is from RefSeq and is marked reviewed. Lineage: Eukaryota; Metazoa; Nematoda; Chromadorea; Rhabditida; Rhabditidae. Bases 1 to 957 code for a protein of 318 amino acids. Gene Ontology annotation, cellular component: nucleus. The transcript has 7 exons.
AUGUCAAUUAUUGAUGACCGAACGGAUCCAUCUUACGACGGCGAGGACUACGAAGCUUCUAUAACGUUCGGAACCUAUCAACAAGAAGAAGUCGCCCCGUUUGCUGUUCAUCAGUGUAAUGUGUGUAAUAAAAUGUUUAUGAAUUAUAAAGGUCUCCAACAGCACUCUGUGAUUCAUACCGACACCAAACCAUACAUCUGCGAUGUUUGUGGCCGAGGAUUCCGAUACAAAUCGAAUAUGUUCGAGCAUCGUACCGUUCACACCGGCUAUACCCCUUAUGUGUGUCCAUUUUGUGGAAAACAGUUCCGAUUGAAAGGAAACAUGAAAAAGCACAUGCGAACUCAUGUGACAAGCAAAGAAGAGUUGGAAGCUGCUUAUAGACCAUAUUCGAGCAAUCGGCGUUCGUCUGGAAUUAUUCCGUCCGAUGCUCUAGUCAUUCGUGGGACAUCGAUGCCCUAUUACAAUCCAGAGAAGAAGCGAUCGGUUCCGAAACUUUUAUUGGGUAAAGAUCCUUCAAAAUGGGUUGAUAUGAUCUGCCGAAACCAGCUUAUCCCACUAUCUUCAUUUGACGAUAAAAUCAUGAGAGCUACAAUGCGAUUGACUAACUGUCACAUGGCAUCCGAUGUUCUAGAACAAGCUAAACCACUCGAGUUUGAGAUCUUUCGAUGCCCAAUUUGCAAGUGCGAAUGUAGUGGAAGAGAGGAUUGUCAACUGCAUAUGUAUGCUUCUCAUGAUAAGAAAGAAGCUGAAGAACCAAAUUAUUGCACGAAAUGCAUGAGAGUAUUCGCCGACGUAGAUAUGUAUCGUCAACACCAAAGCUAUCAUUCUCGUGUUCAAUUGAUGAUUCGUAAUAAUGAACUUGAAAUGGGCUCUCCAGAAGUCGAUAUCUCUCAAAUCUGCUACAGUAUGAUCACUAACACUGAAAAUGAGAUGAACAUUCUAAAACCAUCAGCAUAGUUUUUCCCCUGAAUUUUCCCCACAUCCCUGUCUUUCUAACGCCCGUGUAAUUGUUUUGUUCUGUUGCACUUGUUCCUUUCAUUUUUAUGAAGUUUUCAUUUUG